UCCUCACUUCCUUGAGAACAGAAGGAUCUUCUAUUUAACCAAUUAGCUUGGCUUAGUCCAAUAGCAUAAUAAAAGGUAGAAAGAUGAUGGAUCUUACCUCCAACUUCAUAGCUUGUUUUCUUCUUCUAGCCGUUGUUACAGCUUUAAUCAAGAAACGCAAGAGAUCAAAAGCAUCCCAGAAGCUACCCCCAUCUCCAUGGAAGCUCCCUUUUGUGGGACACUUGCAUCAUUUGCUAGGUUCCCCACCCUAUCGUGCUCUUGCAAAAUUAGCUCAGAAACAUGGUGCUCUGAUGCACCUUCAGUUGGGGGAGAUUUCUUCAAUUGUGGUAUCAUCACCACGUUUAGCUAGAGAGAUUCUGAAAACUCAUGAUCUUGCAUUGUCAGAUAGGGCAGAAAUUCUAGCUUCCAAGAUUGUUUGCUAUGACAGUACAAACAUAGCUGGUUCCCCAUACGGUCCUUACUGGAGACAAAUGCGCAAAAUAUGCACCAUGGAGCUCCUUGGUGCUGAGAAAGUCCGAUCAUUUGGCUCUAUCAUGCAAGAUGAGGCUUGGCAUCUCAUUUCAUCUAUCCAGGCUCUAUCUGUUGCUGGAGCUCCAAUCAAUUUAACUGAAAAACUGUCCUCCUACACGAGCUCCAUGGUUUUUAGAGCAGCAUUCGGGAAAGUAAGCAGACGGCAUAAAGAUACAUUCGUACAGGUUUUGAAGCAAGCACUGCCCGUUGUAAGUACUUUUGAUGUUUCUGAUCUUUUUCCGUCAUACAAGAUGCUUCAUCCCUUUAGUCGGGUGAGUACUAAAUUCAUGAAGAUGCACCAAAAGAUUGAUAAAAUUUUCGACAACAUAAUUGCUGAGCGUGUUGAUAACUUAGCAAGAACGAGAAAGGGCAUGGGAGAAUCCAGCGAUGAAGAUCUAAGUGAUGUUCUACUAAGAGUAAAAGAAAGUGGUGAUCUUCAAAUUCCAAUCACCAACAACAAUAUCAAAGCUGUUCUGAUUGACUUGUUUACAGGUGGCCUUGCAAAUGUACCCGCAGCUGUUGAAUGGGCGAUGGCUGAGAUGAUCAGAAAUCCAUAUGUGAUGGCCAAGGCACAGAUUGAAAUAAGGGGAGCCUUUAUGGGAAAGAAAACAACAAUUGAAGAAACUGAUGUUCAAGACUUGGAGUACCUGAAGUUGGUCGUUAAAGAAACUCUAAGGCUACACCCUCCUGCUGCACUUUUACUCCCUAGAGAAUGUAGGGAGCAAUGUGAAAUAGACGGAUAUAUAAUCCCCAUCAAGACCAGAGUUAUAGUUAAUGUCUGGGCAAUAGGAAGGGACCCUGAGUAUUGGGAUGAUCCAGAGAGUUUUAGACCCGAGAGAUUCGAAAACAGCUCCAUUGAUUUCACUGGAACUCACUUUGAGUAUCUCCCUUUUGGUGCAGGAAGGAGGAUGUGCCCAGGAAUUUCAUUUGCUAUGCCUAAUAUUGAGCUUCCAUUAGCUCUUUUGCUCUAUCAUUUUGACUGGAAACUCCCAACUAGCCUCCAUUCCAAUGGUUUAGACAUGAGCGAGGCAGUUGGAUUUUCUGCAAGAAGAAAACAGCACCUUUGCUUGCUGGCCUCUUUGUGUGAUCCUGCCCACGAUAUCGCAUGCCAGACCCCAGUAACAGAUUAAAGUGGCAGAAAAUCCAUUACCCAAUCCCUUCUAUGGCUCUAUAUGUUACAAUUAUACAAUAAGCGAAAACGUAAUAGGGGUGAAUUUCUUCAAUAUAUAUAUAUAUAUUUCUUAAGUCUUUUUCUUUAGUAUUUUAGUUCUUUUCUUCUAACAUUCCAAGUCUGUAGAUGCAAGACAUUAGUCUGUAUCACCAAAGUGGUAUUUGGUGGAUUUGAUCUGGUCUUAAACUGUUUUCUGUACUAUUAAAGUCUAAUUUAUCAUUAUCAAUCAAAAGUCUAAUUGUCUUGCACAUUGAUCAUAUUUAAUAGAUACUUCCUGUUGUGAAAUACAGUUAGUAACCAUUGUAAUUCUGGAAUUACAGCUUUAUGACAGA
Messenger RNA from Coffea arabica (coffee), 2013 nucleotides. RefSeq names its product premnaspirodiene oxygenase. NCBI's taxonomy places the organism in Eukaryota, Viridiplantae, Streptophyta, Magnoliopsida, Gentianales, Rubiaceae. Gene Ontology annotation, molecular function: heme binding; monooxygenase activity; oxidoreductase activity, acting on paired donors, with incorporation or reduction of molecular oxygen. The record is from RefSeq and is a predicted model, not a curated record.